Messenger RNA from Microplitis demolitor, 5354 nucleotides. Its product is annotated as protein kinase C-binding protein NELL1. The transcript has 14 exons. The record is from RefSeq and is a predicted model, not a curated record. Lineage: Eukaryota; Metazoa; Arthropoda; Insecta; Hymenoptera; Braconidae. Bases 1291 to 5136 code for a protein of 1281 amino acids. Gene Ontology annotation, molecular function: protein binding; calcium ion binding.
CUCCCCGUCGACUAUCAGCCAAUGCCGCUUCGGGCCGCGUUAAUUUCGAGCUACCGGGACACUAACGUGCCGACUCGUGUCGUCGGCUUUACCUACUUAAAUUAUUACUAUUACUCUUGUCAACUUUUAUGGAAUAAUACUACUAUUUAUACACAAUUGUCAUCGCCAUUGCAACAACUUAACAAUUUUAAUUACAAUUACAAUAACAAUAACGAUAAAUUAAAUAGCGACAGUUGUCAAUCACUUACAAGAUCCCGUCAAAUAGUAAACCAAAGACGUCUGCAAAAACUACUACUGCAUUUAGCCUACGAAGAGUGGAAACGACGGAAGUGCAGUGCCACCGGCGUUAAAUAGUCGGUGUUAUUUAAACGUGAACUAUAUUUCAAACACGUUUUAUAAUUUAAAUAUAUAUAUAUAUAAAUACAUAUAUUUACGCGCUAUUUAAUAAAAAUUCGAAUAUAUAUAUAUUUAUAUUUUUCUGUUUUUUUUUUUAAAUUAAAAAUGUUUGAAUAUUAAAACACAUUACAUUACUGUAUGUACGUACCCUCUAUCACACGUUUGACACAGUUGAGUCUGCGCUGUGAGAGGUUCGCGAGCGGGGGUUGAAAACUCCAGGUGACCGCGUGGACAGACACAAGGCAAUCGGAGUGAAUAUAAGUGAUAUUAAUUCACAAUAAAUAUGAUAAAUAUUAAUUUUUAUUUUAAACAGUGAAGUGAAUUAUAAAUAUUAUUUAUCGAAAUUAGGUUUUUUUAUUUUUUAAAAUAAAGGAAAAAGUUUUAUACCAAGAUAUAAAUAUAUUAAGUGACUUGGUUUUAUCACUAUUUUUUAAAAAUUUAAUUUUACCUUCAUUGAGGUGGCUUGCAGUUCGUGGCCCGGUUAGAGGGUUUCUCUUGGUCGCGGCCUCCCUACUCUACGUCGGAUCUCCUUCACGUCAACUAAGGGACGUCUGUCUUACUGUCGGUUCGCGACAGGGCUAAUCACGCGCACAAGUGCAUAUUAAUAUAUGAAUAUAUAUAAAUUAUAUUAAUUUAAAGUGAUAAUAAUAUAAUUUAAAAAUAAGUGAUUGGAGUACUUCUGAUUGGACUGGUGUCUUAAAUCCACGGCGAUUUUUAAGUGAUCGCAGGGAGAAAAAGACAGGGAUAAAUAAUAAUAAAGGCACGUUAAAAGUGUGCCAGUUAGUCGUGGUGAUGCCUCGUAGAUCGGUACAGGAGCAGUUAGCUGGUAAGGAAGCAGGCGGUGUUGAUCGGAAACGCUGACGAGACCAGUUCCCGCUGGGCCCGGUCCAGGCCAUGAUCGGCCCGCCUACCCAGAGGGCACGCACCCACCAGCGUCGAACUCGUCAUCGUCAACCGGUAACGCCGGUUGACAAUAAAGAUCAACUGUACGUUACGUCAUUGUCGUCAAUUACCACUCCAUUGUCAUUACCAUCGACGACACCUUUGUUAUCUUCAACAUCACCGUCAUCAGAUUUUCAAUCUGGAUUCUGUGGUGUCCAACGAAUUCGGUUUGAUGCCACUGACCGAGAUACUGUUUGGCGGCUACCAACCCCAGAUGACGAUCAACCAGACAAGGACGCUGCCGAUGUGCAGUUUAUUAAUUUAAAAUUAAAUAAAACCAACAGUAGAUUAAGAAAGUGCAGUAAUAAUAAUUAUAAUUAUAAUUAUAAUAAUAGUAAUAAUAGUAGUAAUAGUAAUAAUAAUAAUAAUAAUAUUAAAAGUAAAGAUAAAGAUUAUAAUAUUGAUAAUAAUACAAGAACUACAGUACUGCAACAAGCAAGACGACAACGCGGAAGGGCGCGGAAUCACGGCAUCGUCUUCCUUCUUUUUGCCAUCGCCGUAACCUUCCUUGCACUUUUCUUCCCACCAGUUAUGGGAGCGACGAGCGACAGUAUAGAGGAGGAAACGACGAGUCCAGCAUCCGCUGCAGUGACUGAAACGACGACAGUGACCGUAGUUAAAACGAGAAUCGGAAAUGACAUAGGGGGUAGUAUAGACCUCUUGGCAGCUUUGCAACUGCACAAUACGACACGCCAAGGCGUGACGCAAGUACCCGGUCUCGUUAGACUGAAACCUGCAUAUUAUCUUGAGGGUGAGGAGAGAAAUCUUCAAGUAAGUCAAUCAAGUUUUGAAAGAGCGGCAUCUUUACUCCGGCGGGUUCCGGAGUUUACUGUUGCCGCGUCUUUGAAACAAGAAGAGGCUAAUUCGGGAACAAUAAUAGCCUUUUCUCAUGGUAAUAAUAGAUACUUGGAGCUGCAAAGCAGUGGAAGAAAAGAUGAAUUGCGUCUUCAUUACGUGUCCCGUCGUGACGGUGCCGUGCAUGUUGAGGCCUUUCCCUUCCGUCUGGCCGACGGAGUGUGGCACAGGGUCGCCUUGAGUAUUAGCGGCUCGCAGGUCGAGCUUUUGGUUGACUGUCAUCCCCUUUACAGGCGUCUACUGAGGCCUGGGCCACCUGACACUAAUUUUACCCUGCCACAGCUUCAACUCUGGGUCGGCCAACGUAACGCCAAGCACUUUUUAUUCAAAGGCGCUCUUCAAGAUGUUAAGCUUAUUCCAGGUGCACAUGGAUAUUUAUCACAAUGUCCUCAACUCGAUACGUCAUGUCCUACUUGUGGUCAAUUUUCUAUUCUACAAAACACAGUAGAACAGUUAAUGCAUAAUCUCAAUGAAUUGACACACAGGCUAGCUGCUGCAGAGGGUAGAAUAAGCAAAGUGGAAGAAUGCGAGUGCCAAAAAUCUUGCAGAUCGAAUGGCACAAUUCACGAGGACGGCUCAACUUGGGAAGAAGGUUGCCAACAAUGUGUGUGCGUCCACGGUGAAAUUGAAUGUCGACCUACACCUUGUGCUCCAGUAAAUUGCAAACAUCCAGUCAUACCUCAAGGAAAAUGUUGUCCUGUUUGUCUAAAGGAAUGUUUUUUGAAAGACACUAUUUACGACCACGGAGUAAAAAUAUUCCCAAGACCAUGUUUCGAGUGUGAGUGCUUCGACGGUAGUUUUACUUGUCAAAGUAUUGAUACCAAAACUCGAUGUCCACCAUUACCUUGUCCACCAAGUGAACAAAUAACUGUAGCUGAAGAAUGUUGCAAAUUUUGUCCAGGAGUGGAUUACUGCGCUAAAGGUCAUAAUUGUCAUACAAAUGCAUCCUGCCUAAAUCUUCAGACAACUUAUGCCUGCCACUGCAAUAUUGGUUUUCAAGGAGAUGGCCAAAAUUGUCACGACGUUGACGAGUGCAAACAGCAAGGCGGCCUCGAGGGUCACCAUUGCAAUAAAAAUACUCGAUGUGUCAACGUAGUUGGUUCAUACACGUGCGAGUGUCUUCCCGGGUAUCAGAGGGUAGACAAAUUCAACUGUGCUGAGCUGGAUGAGUGUACGACCGGCCGUCAUUUGUGUUCCGAACACGCGACUUGUGUCAAUACGCCUGGCAGUUACUAUUGCAUCUGCAAAGAAGGAUACACUGGAGACGGCUACACUUGCAAACCGGUAUGCAAUCAAACUUGUCAGAACGGUGGUGAGUGUAUCGCACCAGGUAAAUGCUCAUGUCGUCGUGGAUAUAUUGGCAACAGCUGUGAGCUGGAUCUCGACGAAUGCGCGAGUGAUUUGCACAGAUGUCAUCACUCGUCAACGUGCUUCAAUAUGCCUGGAUGGUAUUAUUGCCGGUGCAAACCUGGUUACCGUAGUGCUCUUCACGAUAGCACCCAAGGGACACACUGUUUAGACAUUGAUGAGUGUAAUGAUCAGACACUCGAGAGGAGACACACCUGUCAUCCGACUGCCAGAUGUGUUAAUACUGAUGGUGGAUACGAGUGUGCUUGUCCACAUGAGGACACGUCGCUUGAUCAAUGCAGUCUAAAUUGCUGGUACGAGGAUCGUGAAAUUGGAAACAGCGAGACUUUUGCUCCAGCUGGUAAUCCCUGUAGACAGUGCACCUGCAAGGAUGGUGUUGUCACAUGCAGAGAUCCCAUAUGUGACUGUAGCGCGCCAAGUAGUAGAAGAGACAAAUGUUGUCCACAAUGUGAUCCUGCUGCGUCUUGUCGGCAUCAAGAGCUACAUCAUCUUGUCUUCAGAAGUGGAGAACGAUGGAUUUAUCAAUGCCAGACUUGCGAGUGCUUGUAUGGUGAAAUAGACUGCUGGCAAAUGGAAUGCCCACCAGUGACUUGUAGCAACCCAGUAACUGAAGACGGCGACUGUUGUCCGCGUUGCGAGGACGAUCCAUGCGCUCGAGAAAAUCAUAUUAACAGUACAUCGUAUUCAUCUUCAUCGUCGGGUCAUCCGCAGCCAUGCAGUUACGCAGGCAUCAUUCAUGAAAGUGGCAGUGCCUGGCAGGACCCGCACGACAAAUGUACCACGUGCGAGUGCAAGGUGCCGUACUGCGCCCAAUUGGUGAGCAAUAGCGCGUGUUGUGUGCAUCGGACGGGCAGUUAUGCUGCAGCUACGAUUACGGCUGCGCUGGCGAUAAUGGGCUCGAGCAGCACACAGUCACUAUUAGCCAGCCUGAUCCUGUCUUUGUUCCAAGCGAUCCGAGCGCUUCGAGCAAAAGUAUCUCUUCACCGGAAACAGCAGUACCAACGAUUGGAUCUUCAACGAAUAUCGAACCACCAGCAUCGUCCUCCAGCAGCAUCACGAUCGAUAAAUCCGUCGAUUAUUAUUCCACGUUGGAUCCGCGGGUUGAUAAACUCUUGUAUUACGAAGCUCCGAACCCAUCAUCAUCAUCAUCAUCAUCAUCAUCAAUAUCAUCAUCAGAAACAGUCACAUCCUCAUCAUCAUCAUCAGCUAUCACUAGCUCAGUGGCAUCUUCAAUUAAAACGUCACUACCAGCAAGAAAACGCAGCGAUCCCGAGAUGGACAUCAAUAUCGAACAGCAGUCACGUGGUAUCGCUAAAAAUAUCAUUUCUUUCCCAAAGCCACCGUCAGUUCGACGCAAUCAGAUUGGUAACAGUCGGACCUUGGUGGCGAUAUCCGCGAAUAAUAAUAAUUAUGAUAAUAAUAACAAUAAUAAUAAUAACAAUAAUGAUCCACAAAAAAAUACACGUGGUAGUAUUAGUAGAUCAUCAUAUCUAUCAGCUUCUUCACGUCUCGUCGGUAGCAAUGACGCCACUUGAAGAGUUUUAUUACCAUCAGGUCGAUGUGCCGACGAGUUAGAUGACGAUUUAUGUUAAUAAAAGGACGCGGUUUAAUAAGGCAUUUAUUAACGCUAAAUGAUGAGUUAAGGACCAAUCAAGUGCCGUCAUUUUACCGACAAGCGGCCUUGCGAAUAUUAACGAGAGGAAAUUUUAAAAGUUAUUAAAUAAUCAAAGGUAUCAAGUGAUUUUUCGAUCACAGAGAAUCGUUUUAUUUAAUUAUUUUUUUUUUUUUUUUUU